Messenger RNA from Pogonomyrmex barbatus (red harvester ant), 484 nucleotides. It is a transcript of the gene Orc1, whose product is annotated as origin recognition complex subunit 1. Lineage: Eukaryota; Metazoa; Arthropoda; Insecta; Hymenoptera; Formicidae. Gene Ontology annotation, molecular function: ATP binding; DNA replication origin binding; ATP hydrolysis activity. Gene Ontology annotation, cellular component: nuclear origin of replication recognition complex. Gene Ontology annotation, biological process: mitotic DNA replication checkpoint signaling; DNA replication initiation. The record is from RefSeq and is a predicted model, not a curated record.
AGAAAAGGGUACAAUUAGAUUAUUUUGAUUUUAUUGAGAUUAAUGGUAUGAAAUUAUCUGACCCUAGGCAAGUCUAUGUACAAAUUUUAAAGCAAUUAUCUGGAAAAAUUUUAACAUGGGAACAAGCACAUAAUAUAUUAGAAAAGAAAUUUAAUAGCAAUACUAAGAGACCUAUGACAUUGUUGCUUGUAGAUGAGCUUGAUUUAUUAUGUACAAAACGGCAAGAUGUGAUAUAUAAUCUAUUGGAUUGGCCUACAAAAGCUUCUGCUCGAUUAGUAGUUAUCACUAUUGCUAAUACUAUGGAUCUUCCAGAAAGAGUUUUAAUGGGUAGAAUUACAUCACGAUUAGGACUUACACGAGUAACUUUUCAACCAUACAAUUAUAAACAAUUGCAUGAGAUAGUGUUAACUAGACUUAAAAAUACAGAUAUUUUAAAAAAUGAUAUUAUACAAUUAAUUGCACGUAUCAGGUGAUGCUCGUCGUG